AUGUCGCAACAACCCCAGACAAUCUUCACGCGCUUCGAGGAGCCGGCCGGCUCGGCCGCCAAGGCCACUUCGGUCGCCUUCCCUUCGCCGCCCGCUUCGUCGUCCAAGCCCAUCGAGACCCUGAAUACGGACAUUGCCCGCAUCUACACGCACAUCCACCCCAUUCUCGUUAUCUCGAUCUUCGCCGUGCAAUUCAAUGGCGUCGUUGCCGAUCCGGUUCCUUCGCUGUUCAAUGCCCUCAUCCCAUUGAGCGUCCUGCAGCUUGUCUACGCCAUCCUUUGCCUGCCGGCUGCUGGCUCUGCUACCUCCAAGUCUUCUGGCGGUGCUCGGAGGAAGGGUGCUAGCGGCAAGGCGGAAGCAGGCGUUGGAAGCAAAGUCUCUACGGCCGUUCUCUCUCUCAUCCUUUCCACCAUCGCCGGCGUGCCGCUUGUUUCCGUGAUCCUUAUCCUCUUCGGGGCACCUUUGACGACGCACCUCGGCCACACCGUCCUCUGCGCUGCCCACAUCGCAUAUCUCGCUGCUGUUCCCACUAUCUACGCGUUCGGAGUCGAUGGAGCCAAGUGGAGGGAGCUGGUUGCGCUGAUGGUUCCGGUGGACGAAGUGUUUGGCGCUGCAAUUGGCACUCUUUUCGGUGCUUGGGCUGGUGCUGUGCCGAUUCCGCUAGACUGGGACCGAGAAUGGCAGAAAUGGCCCGUCACCAUCGUCUGUGGGGCGUAUGCUGGAUAUGCUGCGGGGAAACUGUUGGGUGGAGUCGUGCUCAGAGGCAAGACCUUUGCCUUUGAUUGA
Lasiodiplodia theobromae is the source of this 786-nucleotide messenger RNA. RefSeq names its product GPI biosynthesis protein Pig-F. Gene Ontology annotation, cellular component: endoplasmic reticulum membrane. Lineage: Eukaryota; Fungi; Ascomycota; Dothideomycetes; Botryosphaeriales; Botryosphaeriaceae. The record is from RefSeq and is a predicted model, not a curated record. Gene Ontology annotation, biological process: GPI anchor biosynthetic process. The coding region runs from base 1 to 786 and encodes 261 amino acids. The transcript is spliced from 3 exons.